Fomitiporia mediterranea MF3/22 is the source of this 994-nucleotide messenger RNA. Its product is annotated as flavo protein WrbA. The record is from RefSeq and is a predicted model, not a curated record. Lineage: Eukaryota; Fungi; Basidiomycota; Agaricomycetes; Hymenochaetales; Hymenochaetaceae. The transcript has 4 exons. The coding region runs from base 121 to 864 and encodes 247 amino acids. Gene Ontology annotation, molecular function: FMN binding; NAD(P)H dehydrogenase (quinone) activity.
UUGCCUCACAUCGAUGUUUGACCACCGGACAUUGGACAAGGUCGCUGAGACGGAAGAUGCUCGAAUAAUUUGCCGACUAGAUAUAUAAAUAAGCCUAGGGGCGCACCAUGCCCACAGUUCAUGUGCUUCCCCUCCAAACGGACAAAGUCGAACGUAGAAGAUCAACCGUCUUCUACUCCAAAGCCCCAGCCCAGUUCUCAACAGCCCCAGGCGCCUGCUACCACUACAACCUCUUCCACCGUAAACAGUCCGAAGAUGGCCCCUAGAGUUGCCAUAAUCAUCUACUCGAUGUAUGGCCACAUUGCUAAGAUGGCAGAAGCUGUCAAGUCUGGUGUCGAGUCGGCGGGUGGCACGGUCACUAUCUAUCAGAUCCCUGAAACCCUUUCAGAGGAAAUUUUGGCUAAACUCCACGCGCCCCCUAAGCCCCCGUAUCCGAUCAUCAAUCCCAACGACCUGACCAACUUUGACGCGUUCCUACUGGGUAUCCCUACUCGCUACGGUAAUUUCCCAGGCCAGUGGAAGGCCUUCUGGGAUGCGACUGGUAGUUUAUGGGGUCAGGGUGCAUUGUAUGGCAAGUACGCGGGGAUUUUCGUGAGCACCGCAUCGCCUGGUGGUGGGCAGGAGAUGACUGCAUCGAACGCAAUCUCUACGCUCACACAUCACGGCAUUGUGUUCGUUCCCUUCGGAUACAAGAACGCGUUUGGCCAUCUCACAAACCUUAAUGAGGUACAUGGUGGCUCUCCUUGGGGAGCUGGUACUUUCGCGGGUGGCGAUGGCUCGCGCCAGCCGAGUGCUCUUGAACUCGAAAUUGCAACUAUCCAGGGAAAAACGUUCUAUGAACUCGUAACAAAGGUCACUUUCUAGUCAUCCCACAGACUUACAUUCGCUAUGUGUCGAACAAUCGAGCCGUGCUUCAACCGCACAAUGCUAUUUCUGCCGGAAGAACAAGGACAUUUGCGAUACACCCAUGCUCUCUAUAUAGAUUACCUCCGCC